AGCAAUCCGAGUUCCCGGAUGAGGGAACAUUCUGCAGUAUAAAGGGCGCGGGGAAGGCGGGAGACAGCGCAGUUUGAAUCGCGGUGCGACGAAGGAGUAGGCGGCAGGUUCUCGCUGGGUGUUUGACUAGUCCUCUCUCUGCCUUGCUUGUUUGAGCUUCAGCAGAAUUUGAAAUGGCUGGCGGUAAGGCUGGGAAGGACUCCGGAAAGGCCAAGACAAAGGCGGUUUCCCGCUCGCAGAGAGCCGGUUUGCAGUUCCCGGUGGGCCGUAUUCAUCGACACCUGAAAUCUAGGACGACCAGCCAUGGACGUGUGGGCGCGACUGCCGCUGUGUACAGCGCAGCCAUCCUGGAGUACCUCACCGCAGAGGUACUUGAAUUGGCAGGAAAUGCAUCAAAAGACUUGAAGGUAAAACGUAUUACCCCUCGUCACUUGCAACUUGCUAUUCGUGGAGAUGAAGAAUUGGACUCUCUCAUCAAGGCUACAAUUGCUGGUGGUGGUGUCAUUCCACACAUCCACAAAUCUCUGAUUGGGAAGAAAGGACAACAGAAGACUGUCUAAAGGAUGCCUGGAUUCCUUAUUAUCUCAGGACUCUUAAGUACUCUAACAGCUGUCCAGUGUUGGUGAUUCCAGUGGACUGUAUCUCUGUGAAAAACACAAUUUUGCCUUUUUGUAAUUCUAUUUGAGCAAGUUGGAAGUUUAAUUAGCUUUCCAACCAACCAAAUUUCUGCAUUCGAGUCUUAACCAUAUUUAAGUGUUACUGUGGCUUCAAAGAAGCUAUUGAUUCUGAAAUAGUGGGUUUUGAUUGAGUUGACUGUUUUUAAAAAACUGUUUGGAUUUUAAUUGUGAUGCAGAAGUUAUAGUAACAAACAUUUGGUUUUGUACAGACAUUAUUUCCACUCCGGUGGAUAAGCUCAAUAAAGGUCAUAUCCCAAA
Molecule: messenger RNA, 935 nt
Organism: Balaenoptera ricei (Rice's whale)
Lineage: Eukaryota; Metazoa; Chordata; Mammalia; Artiodactyla; Balaenopteridae
Product: histone H2A.Z
Exons: 5
Coding region: 174-560 (128 amino acids)
Cellular component (GO): nucleosome
Molecular function (GO): structural constituent of chromatin; protein heterodimerization activity; DNA binding
Source: RefSeq, a predicted model, not a curated record